Messenger RNA from Paramecium pentaurelia, 1887 nucleotides. NCBI's taxonomy places the organism in Eukaryota, Ciliophora, Oligohymenophorea, Peniculida, Parameciidae. The record is from the annotation of a GenBank genome assembly.
AUGUAAUCUAAGACAUUUAGGUCAUUUUUUGAUGAAUAGACUAUAGAUUCUUCUUUUUGGUAAAAGUCAAUAUCCUAAAUAAAUAUUGAAAAAAUUGAACAUCAGUUUAUGCUUUUUGAGAAAAGUUAAAAAACUGGAUUCUGGGUAAGUAAAAAUUAUAUAAUUUAUGAUUCUAAAUUAAUGAAGCUGAGAGUAAAACUAUAUUAUUUUAUUUAUAAGCCAAAUAAAUAAACAAUCCAUUAAAUCAAUCUUAAUAUGAGUAGAAUAGAAAAAAUUAAAUAUUAGAAUGAUCAAGAGAAGGAGAGUUGUAAUAGAGUAAUAAUAUCUUAUAAAUAACAUAUUAGAAGAAGUAUGGGAUCAGAAUUAUUAGAAAUUAGAGAUGUCGAGAAUUCUAUUCAAGAUCAAAAGAAAUAAACCAAAAAAUAUGGGAAGAAUUAAAAAAAUAGUCACUAUAGAUAACAUUCAAACAUGAUUAUGAUAUUUAAAAAAUGAUAGGAAAAGGAAAUUUUGCUAAAGUAUUUGAAUGUUCUUCUAUUUUUUAGGUGUAUCUUUGUAACAAAAAAUCUGAUAAACAGUAAUUUGCUGUAAAAGUUUUCGAAAAAAGUAAAAUGAUAAACACUGAAACUGAUAGAUUGGCUUUAUUGAAAGAAAUAUCCAUACUGAGAAAGUUGAAUUACAAGGGAUUUAUCAAAUUACAUGAAGUCUAUGAGGAUGAGACACAUAUCUAUUUAGUUUAAGAGUAUUUAUAAGGAGGAGAAUUAUAUCAGCAUAUUAAAAAAAAUUAAAAACUGCCAGAAAAUAUUGUGGCUGGAAUCAUAGCCACUUUAUUAAAAUCUCUUGAGUAUUUACAUAAGAAGAAUAUUUUACACAGAGAUCUUAAACCAGAAAAUAUGAUAUUAAGAAAAAAAGGAAUUUUGGAUGAUUUAGUAAUCGCUGAUUUUGGAUUGGCUGAUUUUUAUGAUCCUUUUGGAAACUAUAUGUUCUAAAGGUGUGGUACUCCUGGAUUUGUAGCACCUGAAAUAUUGUAGGACAAAUUAUAUGAUUCUAAAGUAGAUAUAUAUAGUGUUGGAUGUCUAAUGUAUUUAUUAUUAUUUGGUAAAUCACCAUUUAAGGGAUCUACAUAUGAUGAAAUAGUAAUGCGUAAUUUCAAUUGUAAAGUUGAUUAUCAGUCUAUAGAAUCAAUUAUAUCUAUUUAAUGUAUAUUUUCUAUUUUUUAAUAUAGGUCUUUAAUUAUUAAAAUUAUUAUUAAAUCGUCGACCAUCAUAAAGACCAAAUCCUAAAGAAGCAUUAAAGCAUGAAUGGUUUAUGCUUAAUUUAGAUAACUAAAGAUAUAGAGAAUUGAAUAAUAAUGAAGAAUAAGAUUAAUUUACUAAAGAAAUAAAUAAAUAAAUUUUAAAUGAUGUUAGAAAUUGUGGAUAUAUGAAAUAUUUUAGUGGUAUAUAAACUUAUGAAAAACCUGAAUAUUCUACUCCAUAAAUAUCUUAUGUAAACAAAAAAUAAGAUGCAUCAAUAUAUACACCAUAGUAUGCUAUAAUGCAAUCUAUACAUGAAUAAUUUAAAGAUAGUGAAAAAAAGAUAUCAAUAAGAAAUUUAGAAGAUGAGUUUGGAGAUAUAAUAUUAGAAAAAGAAUCACCUUAAUCACAUAAAUUACCAUAAUAUUAAUUGAUAGGAAAAUUGAAGAAAGUUUUAGAUUAAAAUCAUUCAUCUUAGUAACAUUCUAUUAUUAUUAAAGUAUAAAUCUAUUAAUAUAAUAAGAAAUAAUCACAGAACUAAAUAAAAGAUAUUGAACAUCAUCUACUUUCUAUUACUCAGAUUAAUUAAAAUCAAACUUAAUAUAAAAUUGUAAAUAAAAUAAAGAAUAACUUAAAGAAUCUUGAAUAAGUUUGA